This is a messenger RNA of Dendrobium catenatum, 2005 nucleotides long. Its product is annotated as SNF1-related protein kinase catalytic subunit alpha KIN10. Lineage: Eukaryota; Viridiplantae; Streptophyta; Magnoliopsida; Asparagales; Orchidaceae. Gene Ontology annotation, biological process: intracellular signal transduction; protein phosphorylation. Bases 201 to 1730 code for a protein of 509 amino acids. The transcript is spliced from 11 exons. The record is from RefSeq and is a predicted model, not a curated record. Gene Ontology annotation, molecular function: ATP binding; protein serine/threonine kinase activity.
GUCUAGGGUUGCCUUUCAUUUCUCGUCUUUGCUGUUCGGCUUCGUUGCUUCGCAGGUGGUGUAGACAUUGUACGAGUCGCUUCUUGGGCUCCUUCGUUGCUGUUCGACUUCGCUCCUUCGACGACUUUACCUUCCUGUCGGAUCGGAAGUUACAACAUUUUGAUCGGAAGCAACGACGGGAGCUCGCUGGCUGUGAAGACAUGGAUGGUGGGUCUAGCAGAGGCGGCAAUAGCGCUGAUGUUAUAUUACCCAACUAUAAGCUUGGGAAGACUUUGGGAAUUGGUUCAUUUGGCAAAGUAAAAAUUGCAGAACAUGCGUUAACUGGUCACAAGGUAGCUAUAAAGAUUCUCAAUCGCAGAAAAAUAAAGAACAUGGAAAUGGAAGAAAAAGUUAGAAGAGAAAUAAAAAUAUUGAGAUUGUUCAUGCAUCCUCACAUUAUACGCCUUUAUGAGGUUAUAGAGACGCAUACAGAUAUUUAUGUGGUCAUGGAAUAUGUCAAAUCUGGUGAACUUUUUGAUUAUAUUGUUGAGAAGGGCAGAUUGCAAGAGGAUGAAGCUAGACGAUUUUUCCAGCAGAUCAUUUCUGGUGUUGAGUAUUGCCACAGAAACAUGGUAGUACAUCGAGAUCUCAAGCCAGAAAACCUGCUUCUGGAUUCAAAAUGCAAUGUUAAAAUUGCAGACUUUGGCUUGAGUAAUAUCAUGCGUGAUGGCCAUUUUCUGAAGACUAGUUGUGGGAGUCCAAAUUAUGCCGCUCCUGAGGUUAUUUCUGGUAAACUGUAUGCUGGGCCAGAGGUUGAUGUUUGGAGUUGUGGUGUUAUCCUUUAUGCUCUUCUCUGUGGUACUCUUCCUUUUGAUGAUGAAAACAUACCAAAUCUCUUUAAGAAAAUAAAGGGUGGAAUAUAUACUCUUCCUAGUCAUCUUUCUUCUUCAGCAAGGAAUCUGAUUCCAAGGAUGCUUGUUGUUGAUCCAAUGAAGAGAAUGACUAUUCGUGAGAUUCGUGAACAUCCAUGGUUCCAAGCUCGUCUUCCUCGUUAUCUGGCUGUGCCUCCCCCUGAUACAAUGCAACAAGCUAAGAAGAUUGAUGAAGAAAUCCUUCAGGAGGUUGUUAAAAUGGGAUUUGAGAAGAACCAGUUGGUUGAAUCACUUCAUAACAGAAUUCAAAAUGAGGCGACUGUGGCAUACUAUUUGCUUCUCGACAACAGGUUCCGUGUUGCCAGCGGCUAUCUUGGAUCUGAAUUUCAGGAAAGCAUGGAAUGUGGCUUCACUCGAGUGGGUACUUCUGAUAUACCUGCUUCUGCUGUAAGCCCUCCUACUUCUGCUGUUAGCCCUCGCAUGUUUGGGUAUAUGGAUCCCCAGGGAGUGGGUUUAAGGCCACAUUUCCCUUCUGAAAGAAAAUGGGCUCUUGGCCUGCAGUCCCGAGCUCAUCCUCGCGAAAUAAUGAUGGAAGUUCUUAAAGCUCUUCAAGAAUUGAAUGUUUCUUGGAAAAAGAUUGGUCAUUACAAUAUGAAAUGCCGAUGGAUGCCUGGAUUUUACCGUGGAUACAGUGAUGAAUCUGAUAUCAUUGGAAACGAUGAUGUCGCUGCAAGUGCAUCUUACGUGGUCAAGUUUGAGGUUCAGCUUUAUAAGACCAGAGAGGAGAAGUACCUUCUUGAUUUGCAGAGGGUUAGUGGCCCGCAGCUUCUAUUUCUAGACCUAUGCGCUGCAUUCCUCGCUCAGCUGAGAGUUCUAUGAUGACUUUCUCCCUCUCUGUUUUGCUUUAUUUAGUUUCUUCAUUUUUCCUGUUGCUCUACUGGUUCCCUUUAUCACCUGCUCCCUUAAAACUUUCUAAGUACCACAGAAUUUGAUUUUGGGGCAGCUUGGAUAUUGAUCGUGAAUGUAAAUAAUCUGCUAUCGGCUAUCCUUUUUUGCUCUACCCUGGUGUUGGCCUUUAUGAAAUUGCAACCAAGUAUUUGUAGUCACAGAACGUACUGAAUAAUAAUGAAAAAGCAAAUUAAUCCAUUUUUAGC